Messenger RNA from Orussus abietinus, 1431 nucleotides. Its product is annotated as molybdenum cofactor biosynthesis protein 1-like. The transcript has 8 exons. The coding region runs from base 96 to 1211 and encodes 371 amino acids. Gene Ontology annotation, biological process: Mo-molybdopterin cofactor biosynthetic process. NCBI's taxonomy places the organism in Eukaryota, Metazoa, Arthropoda, Insecta, Hymenoptera, Orussidae. Gene Ontology annotation, molecular function: 4 iron, 4 sulfur cluster binding; GTP 3',8'-cyclase activity; metal ion binding. The record is from RefSeq and is a predicted model, not a curated record.
UCUGCAGCAAUUUGUGUAAAUUGUUUGAUCGACCAUCCAUUCAAGCAGUUUUAUAUUUCAACAUAUCCACGUUUGGUUAUUUACCUGAUAAACAAAUGUUCUACAAUGUAUCCAGUGUUAAAUACUUGGCCAAAACAAUUAAUUUAUCAGCAGUACCUGUUGCGAUAAGAAGAUCGUCAACGUUACAGAAGUUUAGAGAAAGGCUAAAAAAUGAUAUCGAGGAAAACAUUCUCACGGACACAUUUGGACGAUAUCACACAUAUCUUAGGAUUUCCAUCACCGAACGUUGUAAUCUUCGAUGUAGAUACUGUAUGUCUGCCGAGGGUGUUAAACUGUCCAAAAAAGAGGAUAUUUUAACAACCGAUGAAAUAAUUUACUUGGCUGAUCUAUUUGUUAAGGAAGGGAUCCGGAAAAUACGUUUAACAGGUGGUGAGCCAACCGUUCGCAAAGAUAUCGUAGAUAUUGUUGCUCGAUUAAAGGCACUAAAGGAGUUGAAACAGCUUGGAAUGACAACAAAUGGCAUAACAUUGAUUCGACAAUUACCUGCCCUUCAGAGAGCAGGUCUAGACAUGUUGAAUAUUUCAUUAGAUACUUUAAAAAAAGAUCGUUUUGAACAAUUCACUCGCAGAAAAGGCUGGGAAAGAGUUAUGGCAUCCAUUGACUUAGCGAUACAACUUGGAUACACGCCUGUCAAGAUCAAUUGCGUAGUAAUGAGAGGAUUCAAUGACGAUGAAUUAGUAGACUUUGUCAGUCUCACAAAAGACAAACCUAUUGAUGUUCGUUUCAUUGAAUAUAUGCCAUUUGACGGCAAUGAAUGGAAGGAAAAUAAAAUGGUUUCAUUCAAUGAAAUGAAGGGUAUAAUAAGAAAACAAUUCCCAGAUUUUCAUUCGCUGAAAAAUGAACCAAAUGAUACAUCAAAGGCAUAUGGAGUACCUAACUUCCAAGGGAGAGUAGGGUUUAUUACGUCAAUGAGCCAGCAAUUUUGCAGUUCUUGUAAUCGUUUGAGAAUAACGGCAGACGGCAAUUUAAAAGUAUGUCUUUUCGAUGGAAAAGGAGAAGUAUCAUUAAGAGAUGCACUUAGAAACAAUGCUUCCGAAGAAGAAUUGAAAAAUCUAAUAAGUGGCGCCGUGUCACGUAAAAAGAAGCAGCAUGCAGGGAUGUUCAAUCUGUCUCAAAUGAAGAAUAGACCGAUGAUCUUAAUAGGAGGUUAAAUGAAUUCAGUAAAAAUUACGUGCAUGAAUUAAGAUGUUUUAAUUUUUUACGUGUAUCAAACAUUCUUGACGAACCAACAAGGAUGUACUCUUCUUUAACACACGUGGACGCCGAUACUGGGAAAGCAAAAAUGGUAGACGUCGGAUGGAAGAAUGUGACCGAACGAACGGCAAAAGCAACAGGAAUGGUGAAAGUGGGACCAGUCAUUAGUAAAUUAAU